Oncorhynchus kisutch (coho salmon) is the source of this 5365-nucleotide messenger RNA. RefSeq names its product pre-B-cell leukemia transcription factor 1. Gene Ontology annotation, molecular function: DNA-binding transcription factor activity, RNA polymerase II-specific; DNA binding. NCBI's taxonomy places the organism in Eukaryota, Metazoa, Chordata, Actinopteri, Salmoniformes, Salmonidae. Gene Ontology annotation, cellular component: nucleus. Bases 471 to 1823 code for a protein of 450 amino acids. The record is from RefSeq and is a predicted model, not a curated record. Gene Ontology annotation, biological process: regulation of DNA-templated transcription. The transcript has 10 exons.
AUGUGCUGCCUUCCAGUGACUGCCGUUCCGUGCUGUAUGCAACAAAAGCAAGCGGAUGGAAUAAAUCGAAAUAGCCUUGAAAUUCAGGUUUCCAUAACUCACCUUAGAUACGGCGCUGUCUCUCGGAGAAAACGGGAUUGUGUUUCGGGAAGAGACAGGCUCUGACACAUGAAAGGAAUACGCGUCCAGAUUCAUAGUUGUAGUUGAAGUCUGCUUAUCUUUUACACGCAGUCUGAUCUGCACAAGGCAGCAUUUCAGAUCAGAUUUCAGAUUCACUUCAGACCAGCUGGAAGAGCAGAGAGAGCGAGAAAGAGGGCUUCCCCUCUGACUCUGUGUCUUGGAGAACUCCGGAGCGCAAGAGUGCGAACCAGAACGUGGAACCCCCGAACCCGGGUGGGAAGGAAUUUGGUCAAGGAUUCUCUUUUGCGAAAUUGACGCGAAGGUGAGAGCUUAUAAAUAGAUCGGAAGAAAUGGACGAGCAGCCGCGGUUGAUGCACUCUCAUGCGGGAGUAGGGAUGGCAGGGCACCCCGGCCUGUCGCAACACAUGGAAGGCACGGGAGGAACGGAAGGCGAUGGGAGAAAACAGGACAUUGGAGACAUUUUACAGCAAAUAAUGACCAUCACAGAUCAGAGUCUGGACGAAGCUCAAGCCAGGAAACACGCCCUGAAUUGCCACAGGAUGAAGCCUGCUCUCUUCAACGUCUUGUGUGAAAUCAAAGAGAAAACAGUGCUGAGUAUCCGUGGCGCCCAGGAGGAGGAGCCUCCAGAUGCCCAGCUCAUGCGAUUGGACAACAUGUUGCUGGCGGAGGGCGUGUCUGGACCGGAGAAGGGGGGCGGUUCUGCAGCGGCUGCGGCUGCAGCUGCAGCCUCAGGAGGCGGGGCAGGAGCGGAUAACUCAGCGGAACACUCAGACUACAGAGCCAAGCUCUCUCAGAUCAGACAGAUCUACCACACAGAACUGGAGAAAUACGAGCAGAUGGUAUCCCAUGGCGGAUGGAGGGGGGAGAGUUACACAGGGAGUCAUGGCAACGGAAACAAGGCUUGUAACGAGUUCACAACCCAUGUGAUGAACCUGCUGAGGGAGCAGAGUCGCACUCGGCCCAUCUCUCCCAAGGAGAUCGAGCGCAUGGUGGGGAUCAUCCACCGCAAGUUCAGCUCCAUCCAGAUGCAGCUCAAACAGAGCACCUGCGAAGCCGUCAUGAUCCUGCGCUCACGCUUCCUCGAUGCCAGACGGAAAAGACGGAACUUCAACAAGCAGGCGACAGAGAUCCUGAAUGAGUACUUCUACUCCCACCUGUCUAACCCCUACCCUAGUGAGGAGGCCAAGGAAGAGCUGGCCAAGAAGUGCUCCAUCACAGUUUCACAGGUUUCCAACUGGUUUGGAAACAAAAGAAUCAGAUACAAGAAAAACAUUGGAAAGUUCCAGGAAGAAGCCAAUAUGUAUGCUGCCAAAACUGCAGUCAACGCGACCAACGUAUCCUCACAUGGAAGCCAGGCUAAUUCACCCUCCACCCCAAAUUCUGCAGGUUCUGCUGGCUCUUUUAACAUGUCAAACUCCGGCGACUUGUUCAUGAGCGUGCAGUCUCUCAAUGGGGACUCGUACCAAGGUGCUCAGGUUGGAGCCAACGUGCAGUCACAGGUGGAUACCCUUCGCCAUGUUAUCAGUCAGACAGGCGGAUACAGUGAGGGCCUCACAGCCAGCCAGAUGUACAGUCAACAGAGCAUCAAUGCAAACGGAGGCUGGCAGGAUGCAACCACCCCCUCAUCAGUGACAUCACCCACAGAAGGACCUGGAAGUGUUCACUCUGACACGUCCAACUGAUCCCUCCACUCUCCACCACCAUCCGGACACCCCCGACCUCCACCCUCGAUCAGCCAGCCCCCAGUCAGCACCCCUUCAGAACUGGAGGUAUCACUAGACUGGUCACAGAGCAAGAGACCUCUCUCUACAGGUGGGGACUACAGGAUGAAACGCCAUCAUCACCACCACAGACAGUUCUUCAUGUCUUAUGUCCCGUCUCUACAACCAACUAUGACCCAGUCAGUCAGUAGCCUGAGUAGGGCUCUGUUCUCCCAUUCACUGUCUGUCUGUACAGUUUUCUUCACCAGAUAUCCAUGUUGCCUCUGUGUGAUCUGACUUAUAACACAGUAUUGCCCGUAUCUUGUAGAUGGAAAUGCUUUUCUCACUACCUCUAUUGAAAAUAACAACAACAUCUAAAAAAGCAUCGUUUUUUUUCUUCUUUGUAAUAACUGACAUUGACAGUAGCUCCCAAUCUCCCUUGUCCUGUCUCAAGGCUUGUUUUGAGGACAGUUUUGCCUUUGUGACAAGUUUUACCCAAUAUAAAUACUUAAUUCCCAACAUUUGUUUUGUCCAUAGUGCCAAAGUUCAACACAGGAGGGGAGGGGAAUUUUUAUAAUAUGAUAUUGUGCUUGUGGAAAAAUGCAUAUCCAUCUGACUAUUCACAUACCGUAGCGUAAUAACAUUUCUUGUUAGUAGCUAACAAUGGGAUGAUUUGAAAGGAGAACCUUGAGAUUCAAAUGUUCCUCCUCAUUUUAGACAUUCUGUUUCAGAGCUUCUACAAUGGUCAAAAUAAAACAUGACACAUUUUUACUGCAACAAUGGCGUGUGUUCUGUUCAUACUGAAUGAGUGGUCAACAAUGCAUAAGCAAAACACAAAAGAGUAACGGUAUACUCCAGAAUUGAUGGAAGGGAUGGUUUGGAAGGUUAUAAAGAAGUGGAUCAUGGUGAUUCUAGCUUCAUGGUUAUUCCAGCUUCAUGGUGAUUCCAGAUACAUUUUUUAAACUGAUACUCAGUCCACACUACAAACAGAGCAAGAAGCUUAUAGCUUCAUGGUGAUUCUAGCUUCAUGGUGAUUCUAGCUUCAUGGUGAUUCUAGCUUCAUGGUGAUUCUAACUUCAUGGUGAUUCUAACUUCAUGGUGAUUCUAACUUCAUGGUGAUUCUAACUUCAUGGUGAUUCUAACUUCAUGGUGAUUCUAUCUACUGGAAUUCUAAUGCAUUUCCUGCACUUGACAUAUUGUUUGUAGUGUGGACUGAGUAUCAGUUUAAAAAAUGUAUCCGGAACACUUAAUCAGUAAGUACAUUAGCAUCAAUUAAAAUAAGCCAAUAUAAUGUCUUUAAGCACAGUCACUUCCAGUGAUUACCCUAUGAAGGGUAACAUAUGUAUUUGUCAAAGAGAAGAACACAGUACAGAGAACACACAUUAAUAAUAUGCUUGUAUCAUUUUCAUAUUUUGAACAUAUGGUGUGUGUACACACACACACACACACACACACACACACACACACACACACACACACACACACACACACACACACACACACACACACACACACACACACACACACACACACACACACACACACACACAUACACACAUACACACACUACCAUUAUCACUGUACAUCAGUGUUGUCAAAAUAGCCAAAUACUGCUGGUAACCAAAACCACUUGUGUAAGUGCAAAAAAGGCAUUUUAAUGUAAAUGUUCAUUCUGAUGUUGUGUAACCAGGUGGUAGUCAUGGAAUACACCUCAUCAUUUCAUGUUAUUGGUGCUAAUUUGAUUCAUUUUUUGUAAUAGUUUAUUUCUGACCAUUUAUUAUUGUCACUGAGUUUGAACAUCCGUCAUAUCAUUCUGUUUUUGCAUUUUGGUUAUCAAGGUUGGUCUCUACUCACUCUUAUCUUACAGCUUUCUCCUAGCAUUUGACUUGAGACUAAAUUACACAAAAAAAAUCCAAAAUGUGAUAUUAGAUUGAUUCAUUUUGUUGUAGCUACAGUAUUUGCUUACACACAAUUACACAUUGCCUUCUUGUGCAAUUCAACAUAUCCACCCUACCAUUCCCUUGAUACCAAAACAAUAACUGCAGAAGCUUCAUCUCUAUAGAUUAGAUUCAGCUUAACCAAUUUAGCUUUGUUUGUUUUGUAUAAUGGUGUAUUAUCUGAAGUAUUCAUCUCAUAGAAAUGUUCAGGUACUCUCUCUGUACUCCAAAACCCCAAAUCCACUAGUGUUUGUUUAGAUAUAGAUAUGAUAUUGUUUGUUUAGAUAUAGAUAUGGCAUGGAAAAGACUAACCCUGAUAGCACACAGACAGAUACAGAAGAUGAUGGGAUAUAUUUUUAUGUCCUCCUGUUGUGAAUAACUUGCAUCAUCAUUUUUAUCUUUAUCGUUUUGCUUUUAUUUUGCGUGGUUACAGGAUUUACAGUACGUUACGUUUUAUUUUCUUGCUAGCAUAAUGUGAAUUUGCUAAAGAUUGCUCUAUAGAGUAUAAGUAGAUGUGGACAGUAUCCAUUUUAAAACAAAGCAGCUACAGGAGGCCGUCAUUGUAAAUAAGAAUUUGUUCUUUACUGACUUGCCUAGUUAAAUAAAGGUUCAAUGAAAUGAAAAAGUCAUGUUUGACAGACACAGACAGAUUGUAGGAAAGAGUUCUUCUCACAUUACAGAUAUAAUCCACACACAGUUCAUUUUGUACUUUCAGUCUAAAGCAUUGACACACAAGCUUGCUUUUAAGAUACACACACAAGCUUGCUUCUAAAAUGUUUACUGUCUGUUAAUUAAGGGUGAUGUGAAAGGUUAGUGUCCAACCAAAUCCGUAUACCAUGGUAACAGAUAUACAUUAUACAGUGUAACGACAAUACCACACAGCCCCCAUAGUCCUUCUUUCAGAAACAGUACAUUUUAUAUUUGAUAUCAUUUUUGAAGACGUGGAUGUGUACUAUGAUGAGUGAAGCAGAAUAUUUUUUCAGUUGACAGACAACAUGUGUACCCUAUGAGUGGACUAUGUUGGAGUGGUGUUCCCUGGCCUUUCCAUCCAGAUGUUGGUUUUUUGUUGUUGAUCAUUUUAGCCAUGUGGCCAGCAGAACAAUAGCUUUUGUGAUGCAGUGCCCCUAAAAAAACGUUACUCUACUUUUCACAUUGCCUGUCCAAUAUCACCGUAUUAUUGAAAGCGUCAUGUAAUGAUGCUUUAAGUUUUUGAAUACAAAAGGAAAAAAUUACUAUAAAAAGAAAUAAGAAACUAUAAAAUUUGUCAACAUAAAAUGUUUUCUUUGUUGCAUGUAUUUUGUUCUUUAAUAAAAUACCGUACUGCAGUGUUUUUGAAUGUUACUUAUUUUUUUAUAAAGAUUUCAGAGUGAAAUUGUGGAGCCUUUUACUUGACAGGUUUGAACUUUUAAGAUCUCUACAAAAUGUAAAGAAGGUAUAAAAAUGGAAACCGCAAAACUAUUGUCUUUUUAAUUCCUAUUUAAACACGUUUUUCUGUGGAGAAAAAAAUAGCUAACAAGGUGUAGUUUUUAUGGUCUCUUUCUUUGUACUAGUAAUGCAUAUUCCAAAUAAAUUGUUUCUUUUGCUGCA